UUUUGAAAUUUCUCAUCCCCAUUAGCUGAAUGGAAGAUUCCUUUUCUGACGUCAGUUCCGCUUGCACAACUUUGUUUUUGGGAUCGGAAAGGAAGUAAGACGUUGAUCUCGCCCUUUGGCAAGGUGCUUCAUUGUCCUGAGUGUUUGUCUGUGUUCUUCAUCGCUGGAAAUCAGUACAGAAUUUCAAGAUGCCGCACGGUCAUCACGGCGGAGGGCAUCACGGUGGGCAUCAUGGCGGCGGCUUCCAUCACCAUGGAAACCAUCACCAUGGAAACCACCAUCAUCAUCAUGGCGGUCCUCCUCCUCAUCAUCAUGGCGGUCCUCAUCACCACCACGGUACCUUUGGACCACCCCAUCACUUCGGACCUCACCACCCUCCUCACCACGCCGGUCCUCACACACCACUCUUCCCUCACCACGAUCCUCACCAUCACCAUCAUCACCAUGGUCACCGUCGCCACGACAAUGAGUGCUGCGUCAUUCUGUGAAGAAUGCGACUGGCAAUCUAAGAAUUUAAGGACGUUUUUAUGGAUUUGAAUUUUACGCCUGCUUCUGCCAUCAAGUUAAGGCUUAUAGCAUACGUAGAGGGGUUAAAAAGCAUACAUCAAUAUGCGGAGUGAGUUUUGUCUUGAGCGUCUUUCAACAUGUGUCUUUCAGUUGCAGCACGGUUUAUUGUUCAAAUUUUGUGCGUUCCCAAACGACUUGCCCGCAUAUACGUAUCUAGCACGGUACAAAGUGAGUCAUAUGUUGCAUUUGUUCGCGAAUGAUCAACUUUCGAAUUUCAUGUUUAUACCACCACAAACAACCUUUGCCUGCAAAUAGAAGACCCAUAUAGAGGGAUGAAGUGCAGAUACAAAAUAUUUACAACAGAAUGGAGGCUAUAUGUUUGCGAGUUCCCCAAGCAUGUAUAUGUUAGUGUUAUGUUGUUUAAAUGCUUUAAAGCCAGCUAAGGAAGCUAAUCAUCUGUAUAAUGCCAAGACAGAUGCACUCACAACUGGUCAGAAAGGCCAAACAUAUAUCACCAAUAUGAUAUCUGACUAUAGCCCACUCGGUCCGAUAAUUUGAACAAUGUUGCGCUUUAUUGACGGUCUCACAGCGACCACUAGCAGAUAUGAUCAUAACUGCAGUAAAGAUAUGACCCGCUAUGAUUGGCCAAGUGUAAUUUUCAACAAAGAAGAAAAUACCAAAGAAUCUUUAUUGCCGAAGUAAAACCAAUGACGAGUAAAUCUUGUUUGACUUAAUUGUUAUUUGUAAUAUAUAGAGCUGUAACGCUAACGUUU
Branchiostoma floridae (Florida lancelet) is the source of this 1280-nucleotide messenger RNA. RefSeq lists its product as uncharacterized. NCBI's taxonomy places the organism in Eukaryota, Metazoa, Chordata, Leptocardii, Amphioxiformes, Branchiostomatidae. Bases 232 to 537 code for a protein of 101 amino acids. The transcript is spliced from 2 exons. The record is from RefSeq and is a predicted model, not a curated record.